Podospora pseudopauciseta is the source of this 2384-nucleotide messenger RNA. RefSeq lists its product as uncharacterized. Lineage: Eukaryota; Fungi; Ascomycota; Sordariomycetes; Sordariales; Podosporaceae. Bases 247 to 2028 code for a protein of 593 amino acids. The transcript is spliced from 2 exons. The record is from RefSeq and is a predicted model, not a curated record.
AUCAUUUCUCUUGAUCAAAAUGGAAGGAAGGAACCAUCAGUUGCUCGGUUGGGGUGGAAACAAGGGUUAGGGUGACUGGGCCGAGGGUUCUUAUCAGCUUAUCGGAGCUUAAUUGAGGACGCGCUUGCAAGAAAGAUCUGGAGCGCGACUGGUCCUCAAAGUUGAAGGUCAAUAUUUUCAUUCAACUGCUGCUUGCUUUCCCAGCUGCUUCGCUCAUCGUGCAGCAAACGGCCAAAACUCGUCAAAAUGGCCCAGCAAUUUGAAUCUCAACCUCUCUCCGACAUUGGAGAUAGCGACAACGACUUGGAUUCGCUUUUCGGCGACGGCCUUGAUCCCGAGACGGACCUCUCUUCACUUUUAUUCGAAGAAGUCACCUCGGACCCCGCCAUCCAACUACAGCCAUCCUCGUCACCACCGGCGACUUCAUCAGAGCCCCGAUGCGAGCUCACUCUGCCAAGGGUACAAGAAGAGCCUGUUUCUCAGCUCACUUUGCCCGUUGUCCCUGAUCCUCUUGGUGCCCCUUUAUCGCUCCAAGAUGGACACACUUCAGGUGGCCUCGUGGUUAGUAGCACCCGAUAUCCUCACAAUGACCUUCCUAGUACCGGAGCUGCGGUAUCAGGAGAGCUCGAGUUCCUGCUCAGCGACGCUCACGUGGACCUGGCCACGGAUGCAGACUGGCAGGCCGAACUCCAGAAGCUCUCGGAGGUCAACUGGGCGGGUCUAAAUCAAGAUCAGCAUGUUAAUGCCCCUACAGAUGCGCCGGAAGAUGUCCAUCAGAUGAUCCCAACAUCCUAUGGGGAGAAUAUGGAAGAUUUUUCUGUCAUUUCUAUUCAACAGAUUCACGGCCUUCGCUAUUCGACCACUGCAGCAAACAGCAUGGUCAAGCUGCCGCGCCGCAUGGACGAGGAAACCCAGCUUGCUAAAAUCUGGGAAUACAUCACCCUCAGACGAAACCAGAAAUACGAAGAGCUCUACAGUCUGCUUGAGCUGCCCGUGGGUGAAGGCAAGUACUUGAAGAAGGACCUGCACCAGUAUCUUGAGGCCGAGCAACUUGCCGAAGUCAUUCAACGCAUAAGGUGUGAGAAAAGGCAUAACGGCGCACACACCAAGAUGUUUGUGGUGAAGCUGGCAUACCAGAUACUGGCGAAAGAAGGCUGGGGAGCACGUUGGUUUGGUGCUGGGAAUGCGAAUGCAAGUGCCAGAACCAGAACUCUGUUUUGGCCCGAGGACUCGACAACCCUUCUGUUCUACUUCGCCAUGUUUGUCUACCGCGUUCAGGACAACCUCAAAUCCAGAAUCACUCAGCAAAAUAGCCUCGCACGCCGGAAGAGGGACGACACAUCGCGGACAACCACACCUUCGGUUGAUCAACCACAAGUCAGCACCCCGGAGACAGAGUGCCAGUUUGAUACCACUCCUACCACCUCGCGACCGUGCACUCCCCCGGACCAACGGGCUCCUGCAAUGCAGACCUUGUGGGACAGUGCCGACCUCGCUGUAUCAGCGCAGAGAGCUCAGCGCUCAGCCCAGCUCCCCUCUCCACCUACAGGAGAAUCAUCUCCUAUCCCGAUUCGCCAGGUCCUCCAAACAGCACCACCCGAGCCAGAAAUUCCACCACAAAACGGCCAGUCUUUCUUUGCCUCUCUGGUGAGUGAGGUGACCAUCAACAAAAAGCGCAAGCGGGCCCAAGCCCUGGCCGGGCUUCAGGAUCCGGAUAUAUAUGAGGUUGAGAUCCCGCCCAACGCCAAGCUCACCUACCGCGUCUUUGUCAAAGAUGGAGCCGAUAGCAGCGACCUGGUCGACACCCCCUUUGAGUUCAAGCACACCGACUCGAUAAUAUUAGAAGGUGCCUUUGACGGGCUGAUGGCGUCGUUUGAGCAAGCGCAGUAUAGAAGACCGCACAUGUGGAUACAGACGCCGUAUGGGAGGAGGAUGAUUACCACGUCGGAGGAAUGGGACCAGGCUGUCUUGCUGAUUUAUAAUCUGAGGAGGGCUGGAGGUCUAGUGGAGGUGGAUGUUUUUGUUUGAGAGGGGGGUUGGUUUUAUGGACGAGUGAAUAACAGGUGGAAAUAUGGAUAGAGGAUUAUGGAGGACUGGUUUAUUGAGAUGUAUACGCUGUGCAUGGCGGUAUUUGCAAAGCGCACUGCUUUGGGCAGGGGUCAGCAGGGUAGCGUUUGGGCAUUUUAUGGCGUUGUCAAUGGGAAUUGUUAUGGGUGCAAGUUGUUACAUUCGGGCCUCUGCCAAAGCUUCACGAUGAUGGAGCGGGAAUACCGGAAGGGGCAGAUACCAAGAAGAACAGGAAUCACUGUAUGUCACACGCUCUAUCACAGCAACAUGAGCCUGCGUGGUUUGGUAUGUUGUUAAAUCCCAAAGCACGUACUCGC